AUGGCGCCUGUACAGGAACCUGGGGAGGCGGAGGCCACGUACAGCCCGGCUGGAGGCCGGAAGUGUUUCGAGUGUCAGGUGAUCGGGCUACCCCGGCCGUCCAUCCGCUGGUACAAAGAUGGUCUCAACAUCACACAAAACAAGAGGUACAAGGUGGCGUACACUGGUGAUGGUGUAGUGCUGCUCACCUUGGACAAAGUCACCCACCUGGACGAGGGAAAAUUCUCGUGUGUAGCAGAAAAUUCCGAGGGCAUGGCAGAGACCUCCGCGGUUCUCUUUGUGAAAGGGAAGGUAUCAACAGCCGAUAACGAUAUCACAUCUGUCCAUACUAUGACCUCCUUUCGGCGAGUUGAAAGUCCAGAACCGGACAUGACGUCACAAAGUCGAAGGCGUCCUCUUGUGGUAAAGACGACGGAAGAGAAUGACAAUGCUAAAGAAAUCAGCAACAAAGAAAUUAAACCUGACUCAGAAUCUAUAGACGGCAAGAUCAAAAUCGAGAAUAAAGAUGAAACUGAAGUUGGUCUAGCAGAAGAUGAUGCUAACCUGGAAACAUAUGAUGAAGAAUUAAUCAAAAUUGCAAAGUUUUCAGAAUCAAGAAGGCGAUUGACCACAGACAGUGGAAUCACAUCACGUGGGAGCUCCUUUUCAAGCGAGUCGGAUGUUAAUAUUACAGAAAAUGAAAUUCGAGAAAUCAGAGAAUAUCUUCACGGCAAGGCAGAUGCGAUUUACCAGCCGUAUGACCAACACAAAGUUAAAAAAAUCCCAACGUCUGAAGAAAAAACACAAACAAUGAAAGGCAAUAAGACCAAAACUGAACAGAUCUUGCCUUUGUCGAAAAGGCAACCUACUUAUUCUUUGCAAAGCACAGAACAGUUGAAAUGGGAAAAGGUUAAUGAUGUGGACGCAAGUGUUUUAGCUGGGAUGUACUUGUUCGAUACAGGCAAUGGUGAGAUAGUAAUGAAAAGCAGACAUGGACUACCUGAACUUGAAAUCUUGGUCAGAAAAGAAGCUGAUAUGGAUGAUUUGCUAAUAGAAAACGCUUUUCUUACUAAACGGAGCAUACUUAAUGUAAAAAAUGACGAAACUGGAUGUACUCAUGAUACACAGAUAAUUGAGUUUCAGAACAAAAAAGAAAAUGAUCAAGUGACAGAGCUCAUGGAUGCUGAAAAUAAAAACAGCGAAACUCUAAAUUUGGAUCGGAAAGCUGAUGACGAAAAGCUUAAAUAUAUGGAUAAAUCAAAAGAGCAAGGUUCAACUGGACGCAAAGUAAAUCAACAGUACGCUGACAAAGCAGCUGGUGACGAAUUGACGAAUGUACAAAAUGAAGCUGGUGAUCAGCAAUCGGCAAACUACCCGAAAGAAAACGAGGCAGAAAAAAAGUUAGACAUCAAAGAUUAUGCAGAACAUGAAAUCAAUUCUUCUUUGUGUUUAGACGAAUUCAAAAAUGGAGGUUCGGAAGAAGAUAUAUCGAGUACAAAGGACAUAACGGUUGCCUUAAAAGAAGUGGAUUCGGAUUUAAAUGUAGAAAUGCUAAAAUAUGAUAUAUCUAAAAUUAUUAGCAAAAAUGCACAAGAUACGGUGAACAACGACGAACCAAACUUGCAAAAAACAAAGGAUGACAAGGAAAUCAUGGUAGCCAGUGUAAGUGUUCCAAGCGGAAACAAUGUAGAUCAACCAUUCACGGAUAAAGCAGGUGAUGACGAAAUGAUGAACGUUUUAGAUGAUGCUGAUAAUGUUCUAUCUGCCAAAUACCCGAAAGACAACGAAGAAGGUAAUAAAUCAGUCAUUGAAGGUUUCGCACAAUAUGAAAUGAAUGUGUGUUUAGACGAAUUGAAAUAUGGAGGUUUGAAAGAAAAUGAAUCAAGUACAAAGGACAAAACGGUUGCCGUACAAGAAGUUGAGUCAUCUUUAAAUGUAGACUUGAGGACAGAUGAUAAUUCUAAAGUAAUAUCUUCAACUGAACCAGAUGCGGUGAACAACGACAAAUCAAACUCUUAUAUAGCAAAAGACAAGGAAAUUAUAAUAGCCAGGUCUAACCAUUGUGAUUUCGAUGCUGAAAUGAACAAUUUCGAUUUGAAAACAGCUGCAAAUGAUGAUAUUGUAGAUGGUGCGAAAAUAAACAACCAAUAUGAAACUGAUUUGGAAAGAUGUGAAUACUCUCAAAAAUCAAGAACAGAUGACUCAUAUGAAAAACGAGCACAAAAUGUGAACCAUAACAGCCAAAAUCAACUGGAAAAUGAAAAAGACAAGGCACAUGUUGAAUCACCGGUUGAUUUUGAAACUGAGGUAUGUAAACAAAGUGAAGAAACUCUUUACACCAAUGACACUUAUAGCUUCUCUUCUGAAGGAAUGAAUGGAUACGAGUUUGUGUUGCAUGAUAUUGAGGAAUUUACUGAUUCAGGCAAUUUAGAAGAAAGUAAACUUAAAAUUGAUGACCAAUGUCAGCAGGUAAACUCUGAUACGCACGAAAACGAGUCCGGAACAAAACUUCAAUCCGCUAGAAUAGAUACUAUUGAAACUUCUGCUGAGAAGCAUUUGAAUACUGCUCAUGACGAUACUGAUUUGGCUGUGCAGAACUUGUCUUUAAAUGAUCACAAAACGAAAAAGCCAACUGAUACCAAUGAAGACUUCGGCUUGCUUAGUUCGUCUGAAAUGAGUGCAACAGAUAAUGACAGUCAACUUAGUCUUCAGAAAUGCUCUUAUGAUAAAAAGCCAGAAACUAUCGUUCAAAACGACGCGGGUCUGCAAGAAAGUGGAAGCAACAUAACUACACCAUUGAAGUCUUCAGAAAAUGAUAUGCCUGUCAAUUUAGAGGAAGCCGAUGAGAACGUUGCAAAUAGAGUGUCACCUGUUACAAAAUAUGUUGAAAACGACGAUGUAUUUCCCGAUUGCGUUGUCAACGAUGAGGUCUCAUUUGGUGAUUCCAGGCAAUACAUAGAAAUAGAGCAAUUACAUACUGUUUCGAAAGACGAUAACUUAGCAAAUGAGAGAAAAAUCGGUACUGUGGAAGCACCAGAAUUUCUUUUCUUUAGUGAAAAUAUGUCAGUCGAAGACAAAGAAGGAAAUGUUGAAAUACUAGCAUCAGCUAGUGAACACAUCGAUCCCGGCAUGACGUUUUCGGGAUCGAAUAUCCAUGAUGGGUUAGUGUCGUUGGAAGACACGUAUGCUGAAAUUCCAAACAUAGUGAAUGUUAUGGAUUUCUUCAAAGAUCAGCAAGUAAGAAUCAAACAGGCCAGUAGAUCGGAUGAAUUAGAAAACGCAACCAAGAUAGUAAGGCCAUUGAAAGACACUAAUUAUGAUGGCACGAACUGCAGUACAAUUUCCAGUUACUCUGAAGAAGGCUUGGUGAGAGCAACAUGCGAAACAUCUUCAUCCAUGACCUGCAUCAAAACUUUAACUGAGUUACAAAGCCAUGAGCAAACUGAAAAGGAAAUAUCUGUCCUACAAGAAGUCCCUGAGGAUGAAAAUAGGCAUGAAACUGUUCCACAAUACGAUGAAUAUCAGUCAAAAGAAAAGCAGCGAGAAGUGAUUGGGCAUGACAAAACGAAUAUGGUAACUAACUUAGGUGAGGUCGAUGUUGACGAAAGUGCAAAUACAAAGAACAAUGACGUAGGACGUGAACCAAUAAUACAAGUAGAAGCGCUGUGUGAUGGUCAUUUAGAAGUUCAGGAGGGAAGCUGUCUUGUUUUAGAUUGGGAAAUUUCAGGGAUAACACAUACCUUGCUGAAGGUCUACAAAGACGGUAUAGAACUAUCACCAACAAAAGAUACAACAGUAAAGAUCAGUGAAAACAAGAUUUGGCUUGAAAAUCUUUCUUCUUCACGACAAGAUGAAGGAAUUUAUUUCAUCAAGGCAGAUACCUCUGAUGUAGAACUUGGACAUAUUGCCGUCAGAGUUGUUUCUUCAGCAGCAGGAACAAUAGCUAAAGAGGAGACCACAGAAGUACCAGCAUUCACCUUGGAGCCCCAGGUCACUAUGGUUGAAGGACAAAGAUUAUCCAUCAAAUGCUCAGUUUCAGGUUUCCCUGCCCCAGGAGUAACCUGGUAUCGCCACGGUGAACCACUAGACCAUGUUGCCCUAUGCAGUGUGUACAGUAAGGAUGGGUAUCACUAUCUGGCCAUAGAUGAUCCAAGCCUUCUGGACUGUGGCGAGAUUGUCUGUCACGUGGAGAAUGAUGUUGGGUUCAUACACAAGGUCCUGGCACUUAAAACACAAGAAAAUGAAACAUCAGAUGAUGUCAGGCCAACAGAUGCGGACAUUGAAGCUGACAUUAAAGCCCCUGUUUUGGAGCUUCAAAUAUCGGAAAUACUGACGGUCAACUUGCGCCGCUGUAAGACAACGUCCACAUAUACAGACCGUCUUAACUUCACCACACUGGACAUGAAUGAAGGGAUGGAGAUCCUUGCCUGCAACUUUCCAGGUCAGAAGAUGUUGGCUAGAAAUAUGCCAAAGAAAGAUAAGGUUUGCUUUGUCCCAGAAAAUAUACUGGAAUUCCUUGAUGAUGAUGUAGGGAGUGUGGGACAUCAGAAACAACAGAUCGCAACAACAGACGCAGACAAUAACUUGGAUAUAGACAACACUGGUGAGUCAGAAAGAACUAGUUAG
Messenger RNA from Mya arenaria, 4605 nucleotides. Its product is annotated as titin homolog. The coding region runs from base 1 to 4605 and encodes 1534 amino acids. The transcript has 11 exons. Lineage: Eukaryota; Metazoa; Mollusca; Bivalvia; Myida; Myidae. The record is from RefSeq and is a predicted model, not a curated record.